Moesziomyces antarcticus is the source of this 2244-nucleotide messenger RNA. Its product is annotated as protein serine/threonine phosphatase 2C. The record is from RefSeq and is a predicted model, not a curated record. The transcript has a single exon. The coding region runs from base 1 to 2244 and encodes 747 amino acids. Gene Ontology annotation, molecular function: protein serine/threonine phosphatase activity. NCBI's taxonomy places the organism in Eukaryota, Fungi, Basidiomycota, Ustilaginomycetes, Ustilaginales, Ustilaginaceae. Gene Ontology annotation, biological process: protein dephosphorylation.
AUGGUUGGCGCGCGUCGUUGGUUGCGUACGAGCGCCUUGAGCGUCUCUCGCUGCUCGCAUCCCUCUCAAUCACACACCCUUGCUUUCACCACCGCCUCGGCUCCACGGAGAUCCCCGUCCUCGACGUCCUCGUCAACCUCCGCCUCUUCCGCUUCAUCCUCCUCGGGCUCGUCGUCUUCGGGCUCUUCUCAGUGGAAACCUCCGCCUCCGCCGCCAUCCGGCUCCACAGCAGCGUCCCGCAAGCAGUCGCGCAAAGAGUGGCUCCUCGUCGGCGUCGCUGGCUCAGCUGCUGCCGUCGGCUCGUGGUAUUAUUGGUCCAACAUUCGCCCUCGGCACCAAGCCAACAAGGCGGCUGCAGCAGCGCUCGCUGCCAACUCGGCGCCCUUCUCCAUCACCGCAGAGUCGCGCACCUCCUUCUCCAUCCCUACCCGUCAGGCUCAGGCCGGCGGUCCCACCAACAAGGUGGUCUCCACACUCACCAACGCCGAGGUCGAUCGCCGUCUCACCGAGAACCAGCGCAGCACGCGCGUCGAUCGUCCUCGGGGCGCAUGUCUCGUCGCGCGCUACGACACCAACUCGGUCGCCAGCAAUGACCCCAUCGAGGACAAGCGCGCAGAGGUGAUUGUCGAGCGCGACAGGGGCGUCGCAGAUCCCCGCCCCUCGUCCGCAUCCUCCUCCCCCGCCACUACCACCACCAACACGCCCAACACCGCCAGCGGCAGUCUCAACGGCGACCUCUGCUUCUUCGCCGUCAUGGACGGACACGCCGGCUUCCACACCAGCACGCUCCUCAGCCAGAAACUCAUCGCCUUUGUCGCCCUCGAGCUCGACAAGGUCUUCCGCGAGGCUGGCGAGUACGCCGAGAUUGCAAAGGCAAAGAGUGCCAUGCCCAGCAAGCUCUGGCGUGCCCUCGUUGGUGGCAGCUCGCGCACCUCGUCUGCAUCCGGUAUCACCAGCGGUCUCGACGGCGACCCAGAGAUCGUCAAGCGCGCCAUCGCAAAAGCCUUCCGCGGCCUCGACAAGGAGAUCGUCAACACCCCCGUCGAGCUGCUCAAGGAGUACGAGCUGAGCCUCGCAUCCACCUCGUCGAGCUCGGUCCAGCCCGAUGGCGGCGCAGGCAGCACCCGAAGCCUCAGCUCGCUCGCACACACCAUCUUCCCGAGCUCCACCAAUGCCACCUUUACCGCCACGCAGAAGAGCGCGUACGAGAGUAUCCUUCCGGCGCUCUCGGGAAGCUGUGCGCUGCUCACCUACAUCGACUCGGCGCGCCAUGACAUCUACGUCGCCUGCACGGGCGACUCGCGUGCCGUCGCCGGCUACUGGGACGAGGACACGGGCAAGUGGGAGGUCGAGGCGCUCUCGGUCGAUCAGACCGGCCGAAACCCGGACGAGGUGCGUCGCAUGCGUGCCGAGCAUCCUGCCAACGAGUCGGAAAACGUCAUCCAGCGUGGCCGCGUGCUCGGCGGGCUCGAGCCCACGCGUGCGUUCGGAGAUGCGCGCUACAAGUGGGACCGCGAGCUCCAGGGCCGUUUGUACGAUGCCUUUCUGCCGGGUGGCCGGUCUUCGACGCGAGGACCGCCCCGCGGCCUCGAGACGCCUCCGUACGUCACGGCGACGCCUGCGGUGGAAUGGCGCAGAGUGGGCGAGACGAGCUCGAGCCCGAAUCGCGAGCUGCGCUUCAUCAUCAUGGCCACCGACGGUCUGUGGGAUAUGAUGAGCAACGAGGAGGCGGUCAGCCUUGUGGCGGGUCACCUUGCGGGCAUCAAGGGCACCAUCCGAUCGUCCGAGCUGCAGCGUCAUACCUUCCAGCCCAUCGACAAGCAGCACUCUCUGCCGUCGAAUGCUGGCGCGGCCGCGACGUCGUCUGUAGCCGCAGCAGCUAAUGCUCCGGCGGUGGCGGGGCAGGCGGCUGUUCAGAACCCCGUGCGCGCGGCGUCGUCCGAGGAACAGCGCGAGCUGGCCGUGUCCAAGCAGCAUCCGCUGUCCAAGGGACCCGAGCCGCUCAGGACGUUCCAGUUCCAGGACGACAAUCUCUCCACCCAUCUCAUCCGCAAUGCGCUCGGAGGUGCCAACCAGCAGCGUGUCGCGGGUCUGCUGGCCAUCCCCGCCCCCGAGAGCAGAAGAUACCGCGACGACAUCACCGUCAACGUCAUCCUCUUCAACUCGCCCACCUCAACCCCCGCCCGUCCUCCCCCCACUGAUCCGGAGCAGCACGCACACGAACCGAUCAAAGCCAAGCUUUGA